Trichobilharzia regenti is the source of this 1699-nucleotide messenger RNA. NCBI's taxonomy places the organism in Eukaryota, Metazoa, Platyhelminthes, Trematoda, Strigeidida, Schistosomatidae. The record is from the annotation of a GenBank genome assembly.
CGACAAAUUCAAACAAAAAUGGUACCUACGAUCAUAUCACAUAAAUCGUCUUAAUCUAUUUAAAUUGUGCUUAUUGACAAUACUCCAUUAUCUUUCCUUUUGUAUAUAUCCUGUAGCCAGCCGAUGAUGAGUAACUAAAUGAAAAGGAACAUAUUUCUUCGCACAAUCUGGUGUUUUUUCUAAAUGCAUAAAUGGGGAUUUGGAAAUUAAUAAAUAUCUCAACACCAGACCAGACUUCGGGACACAUGGGUUUUUGGGAUUGUUUGCUCCCUUCCACACCACCUACAAUACUGAACAACAUACCUUUAUCGAUUAUGUCAUCUAAUUUUAUAAUUCAUCAUCAAAACAUCGCUUCUCAAUCUAAUCAAGAUGUAGUUAGCACAUUUAGAGUUUAUAAAAAUGAAGUGAUAUGCUUGCUUGUGGAAUGCGCAUUUAAAAUUAUUUUACCAACAACGGAAAAAGGGAAAUACCUUACAUACUAUGUGAACAAAACAACUGAAAACAAUGUUAAGCAUGACGGUGAUUGUAGUAGAGAAAAUGCUUCAUUCAAUUUGCGUUGGGAACAAAAUGCAAAGACCACAUGGAAGAUGGAAAUGGACCUGCAUGCACACGACCACGAAUAUACAUUAGAUACUAUCACAGUGAAUUACUUACGAGGCAAUGAUAAUGUCACCGCUAAAUCUACCAGCAAACUUUUUACAAUACCAUUAAGGCAUUUUUAUAACUGUAAUGAAGAACAACAGGUCAAUUUGAAAACAGAUAACGAUCAUCAAGCUGCCGUUCGAAUAAUCUUUACCAAUUUAACACUUGAAGCUUUUCGUCAUAGUUAUAAAACACAAUAUAUUGGUUCAGAAUCGGAGUGUGAAUUGGAUACUUCAAGAAGAGACGCUAUUAUCGCAGUCGUCAUCAUAUCCCUUAUUGCAAUUUCCGUAUUGCUGAUUGUUUCACUUAGUGUCGGUUUAGAUAUGAUUCGAGGUAGGUAGGCUAAAUGAGUGACAAAGAAGGAAAUAUGGGCACUGCUUCCAUCAGAUAUAUCUCAUUGCAAAUCUAUUUUGACUUUCCCAUUAACACAUUGUGUUAUAUUCCAACUGGCAAAUGUACUUUUUAGAUUAUCUGUGAUGUUGCAAACAGAAGUACAGCUAUUUUAACAUGUUCGUUCGUUUUCUUAUGGUAUUCAGGAAUGUUAAAAAUGUUAGGUUUUCGUAUGGUUUUAUUUCUCUUGUCCACUAUUAGUUUGAAUUACCACGUUCAACUCGGAACUGUCUUACAAUUUUAAAUUUUGCCCCUGAAAUUUUGCAUAGAAUGAAAAUUUAAGUGUUACAGUUGACGUAUGAAGCCGAAAGAGUGCAAUAAGAUUUAUCUUCUCUCCACCCUAACACAUUUGAUUCUAAAAUACAUCUACCACUUUUAUCUAUACUAUUUUCCAAGAAUUUCGAUGCGUAGUGUGCAUAUUUAAGUGUUAAUCUGCAUAUAGUAUCCUAGUAAUUUUCUUUAUCAUCCUAUUUUGCUAUUGUUUAUGAUCCACAACCAAAAACUCAGAGAAACCUUCGAGGUGAAAACAAGGCAGCCUAAUAUCUCUGAUGAUACUUCUAAUUUUGAUGGACUGGAUUAUGCCGCACAUCUUGAGCGAGAAGGCAAGAUGACGUUGAGUCGAUAAGAAUAAACACCAACCACUGUCAACGGAAUAAAUCGGAAAGAG